Zophobas morio is the source of this 3414-nucleotide messenger RNA. RefSeq lists its product as uncharacterized. The record is from RefSeq and is a predicted model, not a curated record. The coding region runs from base 151 to 3300 and encodes 1049 amino acids. The transcript has 5 exons. Lineage: Eukaryota; Metazoa; Arthropoda; Insecta; Coleoptera; Tenebrionidae.
UUUAUCUGCUAAAGAUAAUCACAAACUCUUGAAAUUGAUGACAAUGUCACAGUUAUAUAAGGAUGUGAAGCCAUUUAUAACAUGUUGAUUAUCUAGUGUACUCACUGAAGGAAUAGCAUUUCAGACAAAAUUCUCACCCACUACUCCAAAAUGUGGAAACAUAAAUCCCGGAAAGAUACCAAGACCCCAGACCAUGACGUCAACCUCCUCCUGUUGGGCGAAACAGGCUCCGGAAAGUCAACUUUGGUAAACUCCAUUUCGAAUUACUUCAAAUAUUCCAGUUUCAAGAAAGCUCGAAAAGGAAAACUCGAUGUUUUAAUUCCGCUGUGCCUAAACAUUAACGGCGAAAGCAAAGUUUUUGGUAAAUCAGACGACAACGAAGUCCACGAAGAGGGCAAAUCGGCCACUCAGAACGUCAAAGUGUACCUAUUCCCGGUCAAAAUGCAGAACAGAACCUUCAAGUUGAGGUUGAUCGAUACGCCGGGGCUUGGAGAUCCCAGAGGAAUGGAUCAGGACAAUGUCCAUUUGGACAACAUUCUUUCGUACAUAGCCACGCUGAAGAAGCUCCACGGGAUUUGUAUUGUUUUGAAGGAGAACCAGACGAGGUUUACCAAGUUCGUGGAGUACUGUCUUAAGCAGAUGUUGACACGACUGGAUAAAAGCGCCAGUCAGAAUAUCAUUUUUAUUACUACUUAUAGCAAAACGUCUGACUACACUGCUGAAAGUUGUAAAAAACACUGUCUGUUGCCACUAGUUAGAAGCAUAAUGUCAAAACCUCCACAUGUGGAAAUUCCUUUAAGCGAUAAGAACAUUUUUGCUGUGGAGAACGAAGGUUUCAGUGCUUUGUUGGGUAUCCAGAAGGGCCUAGAUUAUGAUAAACACAAAAUAAAUAGUAUGAAGCAUAGCUGGGAAAAGUCGUCAAAGGAAAUUCGACGUUUGUUAAAAUACAUUAUUGGAAGUCCGAAAAACGCAGCUUUGAAACCACAUGACGUUGAAAAUACAAUCAGUAUCAACAAAGUCAGAUUUUUCGUUGAACAACUCACAACUCCUAUUGCUGAAGUGUCAGAACUUAUACAAGACAAUCUCAGAUUAGUUGACAGACACAAGGAAAAACUGACUUUGGAGGACCAAAGUCUUGAAGAAUUGAAACAGCAACUGCACAUACCCUACAUUGACCUUGAAGUGAAAGAACUUAGUCAUCCUGUAACCGUUUGUACGACGUGUGCGGACGUUGUAAAGGUCAAUGACGUCACGCAGUUGGAUUACAAACAGAUAUGUCACAACCCUUGUAGACUGACUGGAGUUCCCAAAGAAAUGAUCGGCGAUCCGAAAAUCAGUAGAUGUGACGCAAUGGAGAAAGGCACAUGCAAAAAGUGCAGAUGUGACUGGAGAGUUCACUUGCACAUCUACAAAGAAACCAAGAAAGUCGAAGGUAAGAAAGAAGAUCAAAACGUGAAAAACGCAAUAAAGAGCAAAGAAGAUGCUCUUGCUGAAAUAAAGAAACUGACGAAAGAAUUAAAUCAACGGGAGACAGAAUUGAAAAAAGAAAGCGAAACUAUUUCUAAAAUCGUCGCCCAAUUUUCGUACUUCUUGCAGGAACACGCACUGACGUCCUUCAAUGACGCGUACAAAGACUACAUUCAGCAGCUUAUCGAAAACGAAAAGCGUCUAGGAAAGUUCGCUGAUCAGCAAGUCAUCACAGAACUCGAGAAACUCCUCAGUCGCCACCAACACAUGCAAGAAGCCUUCCAAGAAAGCGAGAAAAAAUUCCAAACGGGAGCUGUAAUCAAAAAUCUGACUCCUGAAGGAAUCCAGAAGAGUAUCUCAAAGCUUUAUAAAUUGAAACACAUGGGGUCAACCAUACAAGAACUGAUACACAAAUCGAGUGGUUGUCGCAACAAAGAAACCCGUGAAAAUUUCAGUGUCGUCGUGGGGCAAGAAAUCAUCUUGGACAAGGAAACGGUCGAAGAAGAACAACACCAAAAAGUGGAAUACAGCAGAGAUGACUAUGACCUAAACAGAACCAGCGGCAGCGAUUACGACGAACCUAGAGCCAGAGAGUCGAGAACCUUCAGAAACAAUCAUCACUCAAGACGAACAUCUCCGGAGAGAGACAAAGAAGCUAUCGGACGCAGACAUUUAGGCCAACAUUCUAGGGAUCCAGAUGGUCAUGGAGCUGCAAAACUGCGUAGAAGUGAGUCGAGUGCAAAAGCAUCUUCAUCCAAACGCGAUAAAUAUCUUGCCAAAAGUAAUACUUCUGGUCGAUCACGUAGUGUAGAAGCAGACCACGGUAGACAAUUCGAAAAAAAAUCACAUAGAGAACACCGUGAUAGUGACUAUGAUUCCAAUGACGGAGAUUUUAGACAAUCCAGAAAGAUUUACACUGCCAGCGAAGAUGAAUCUGACAGUAAAAGUGACGAUUCUGAUGAUAGUCAAUCUGAUGGAUCACUUGACAGCGGAAACAGUGUCGAACCAUCUAAACAAACAAAAUCUAAAUCUUAUAAAGUCCGUGAUUCAGAUGAUGAUCGUUCUGGGAAGACAAAUCGUGGCAAAAAUAACUCUUCUCUGCAAGCAAGAGAUGUAGAAGAAUACGACGCCACAACAACCGGGAUAAAAAAAAGAAACAAAACACACAAAAAGUUGGAAGACUCAGACGAUCAUGACUAUAGAAAAUUGCUUCGAAAGGGUCGUACUACUAAAAGUAAUGAUAAAUCGAAUUCUGCAAAACACCAUCCAGAUGAUGACCAUUUGACCGAAAACACUGUCAAGCAAUCCAAGAACCCAAGAAAGUCUAAAUCUACUAAGAAAAACUAUGAUUCAGAUGCUGACCGUCCCAGCCAGUCUUCCAAAACUGGACGCACUGUACCCAAAGCCGAAACUCGCGAUCCAAAAUCUUCCAGAAACAAACCUACAGAUUCUAAAACCCCAAAAAAAUCUAGUCAAGCUGACAAAUCUUACGAAUGGGAUCCAUAUGAUACUAAACCCUCCAGAAAAGAGCGCGGUAUCAAAGAGAGAGAGUUCGAAAGUCAGAAGAAUCCUAAGUCUGAGGAAAAAUUGUCUGAUUCUAGUAGCAGCGAUGAACUGCUAGAUACCAAGCCUGAAAAGCAGAACGAACCGAAAUCUGGUUCAUCGCAGAAUGCGAAAAGAUACGAAGUGUCUUCUACAAGCACUUCGUCUGAUAGUUCUUCUUCAUCUGAGACCCAUACAGUUGAAGCAAAAUAUUCAGAAAGCAGCGAAAGUGAUUCCGAAUCCUAUGAAGGUACCGAAAGUGGAAGUGAUUUUGAAACCGUUUUAAGUUGAUAUCUAGAAUUAAAAAUUUAUUGCUACUGUUGCACAGACCAUAAAAAUUAUGUUUGUUUCAAAUUGUAUUAACAUUUUAAAGUAUAUGUAUAUAUAAAUAUUGUUGUCUACGAA